Molecule: messenger RNA, 1659 nt
Organism: Rasamsonia emersonii CBS 393.64
Lineage: Eukaryota; Fungi; Ascomycota; Eurotiomycetes; Eurotiales; Trichocomaceae
Product: NCS1 family nucleobase:cation symporter-1
Exons: 11
Coding region: 1-1659 (552 amino acids)
Biological process (GO): transmembrane transport; nucleobase transport
Cellular component (GO): plasma membrane
Molecular function (GO): nucleobase transmembrane transporter activity
Source: RefSeq, a predicted model, not a curated record
AUGCCCAAUUGGAAGACCCUGCGAAAGAAACUGCAAGUCUACUACCAAAACACCGCCUGGUGCAACCGCGACCUGAUCCCCAUUCCGCCCGAGCGCCGCACAUGGGGGAUUUGGGGGUAUUUCGGGUACUGGACCGUCUCCGGCUCUUGUAUUAGUGCUUGGUCGACGGGGUCUACGCUGCUGGCUUUUGGGCUUAGUCCGAGGGAGGCGAUUGGGUGUGUGAUUGCAGGAGGACUCCUCACAGGCCUGCUCGCUGUGGCCUGUGGCUGGAUGGGCGAAAAACAUCAUAUCGGGUUUACCGUCGCGUCGCGGUUUUCGUGGGGGAUGCGAGGGUCUUAUUUCCCGGUGUUGAUUCGCAUCUUUGUUGCUUGGGCGGCCAGGCUACUCGAGUCCUUAUCGGCGCCAUCAUACCAGGCAGGUCAGCAGGCUGAUAUGUGUAUUUCUCUGAUGCUGAUGCUGCUGACAGGCUUCGCUCACAUGAAGAACUUCUUCUCUGAAAGCUCGCAUCUCGCCACAAACGACUUCAUCGGCAUGCUCAUCUGGUAUGCGGCCUUUGUCCCGCUGGUCCUGGUCAAGCCUGAACGGCUACAAGUGCCGUUUGCCGUGUCGUUCGUCCUGUUUGCUACGUCCUGCUUUGGGAUUCUCAUCUGGGCCGUCGUCAACGCCCACGGCCCCGGAUCCAUGUUCACCACCACCCCCUCCACCAUCAACCCCGGCUGGGGCAUCAUGUACGGCAUCACCGCCAUCCUAGGGGCCUGGGGCGCCGGCACCCUAGGCCAGUCCGACUGGACGCGCUACGCCAACCGCCGCUUCGCGCCGACGCUGUCGCAGCUGGUCGCCGCGCCGGUGACCAUCGCCGUCACGGCCGUCGUCGGCAUCGUCGUCACCAGCGCCGCAAACGACCUCUUGGGGCAAGUCGUCUGGAACCCGAUCUAUCUGCUGGCGGAUAUCCAGGAGUAUUACCAUUCGAGUGGGCGUGCGAGGGCAGGCGUGUUUUUUGCGUCGUUGGGUAUGGUCUCGACGCAGUUGGCUAUAUCCGUCGUGCUCAAUUCCGUCUCUACAGGCAUGGACAUGGCAGGUCUGUGUCCGCGCUACAUUAACAUUGUCCGAGGGAGCUACAUCAUGGCCAUUAUAGGGAUUUGCACGCAACCGUGGCAACUCCUCUCCGCCGCUACCAAGUUCCUCUCCGUUCUGUCCGGGUUUGGUGUGUUUAUGGCUCCGUUGACAGGAGUCCUCCUCGCAGACUACCACAUCGUCCGCCGCCACCGGCUCAACCUCCACGAUCUCUACACCGGCAACCCAUCUUCCAUCUACUGGUAUUUCCACGGCUUCAACUGGCGGGGUCCAGUAGCUUUUGUAGCGGGGAUGUGGGCGUUGCUGCCCGGCCUAAUCGCCACCGUCAACAACGACACUAACAACCCUAGCCUCACAGGCUGGAUCAGACUGUACAAUCUGACUUUUCUUGUUGGCCUGGCUGUUAGUUUCACGGCUAUGGCUGUCCUGGGGUAUCUGUUUCCGCCGCCGGGGCUGGGAUUGCAAAAGCCGUUUGUUGUUGAGGGGGAGGAACCGGGUAGUAGUAAUAAAAUUGAGGAGGUGGCGUCUACGUCUGGGAAGAUGGAGAAGGAGGGCAAGGGUAAUGAGGGCGAUAGUCAGGUGUAG